UGCAGCUGCCAUUAGAUUGUGAGUAAAUAACAAUAAAAAUGUGUCCUAAUGUCAAAACGUCCAUAUAAUUGAAUAAAUAUUGAAAAACAUUAAAAAUGUCCGUAGACAGCCACGUAUCACUUAUAGAUUUAUCAAAACAACUACCUUUUGCAAUAGACCAAUAUUUGAAAGAAGAAAUAUGUUUUGGAGAAACAUUGGUUGUUAGCUGUGGUCAUUACGAGGGUGACGUUGCAGAAGGCGAGUCAGAAUCAGAAUGGACUUGCGAAGAAUCAACAGAAACUGAAUCAACCGGAGUCGCCAAGGAAACUGGAGUCUUUGAGGUGAAAGAUUUUGUACCAGAGGAAAUUAAAGAAGAGGAGGAAGAAGAAGAUGACGAUGACUUCUUUUUCUAUUUCUUUCCUGAUUGCAAUAAGCCCCCACCACCACAAAAUAGUAAAACAAGUAUUGUCAUUGAAAAAGGCAUGCCAAAAAUAAAUCCGGCUGCAAAGAGCACAGUUUUCUGCACUUGUAAAAAGGAUAAAACUGGAACGUGUCCAUGUUACUUAAAAAUACCUUGCCAAUGUGGAGCAAAAACUAAAGCCGAAUGUACUUGUGCACAAUUAAAAGAUAUAUGUAUAUGUGAACCAGGAUAUCCGCAAACUGUGUGUAAAUGUAACAGUAGUGAUGUAUGCGUUUGUGACCCUGACGGCAAAAUAUUCCCAGUAUGCACUUGUAACACCAUAGAAAAACCAUGCAUUUGUCAUCCGGGCAAGUUUCCUAGCCCGGUAUGUAAAUGCAAACAUAAGCCAAAAAUAUUUGAAAAGAAGGCAAUAUGUGAAGCUGUGGCUGAAGAAAACAUGGAAACCGAAGGCGAAAUGGAAAGUAAAGGCGAAUCUGAACCAGAACCGUGCACUUGCCAGAAACCAGACCCUAAACCAUGUUGCUUCUGCGUCCAAGGACGCCCAUGUACAUGCAAAGACUUAUGUAUUUGUGACAUUCGAAAGACCUGCACAUGUGAGCCAGAAGGCCCUAGAGAACUCGAAUGUAAACAAGAUGACGAAAAACUGACAUGCAGUUGCGCUGGUCAUAAAGUAUGCACUUGCGCCGAUGAGGAAGAUGGCGUAUGUAAAUGUUUCCCUGCUAAUGUGUGCACAUGUGGGAACCCGACGAACUGCAAAUGUUUCACCACAUGUGAUUGCACGGACCCGUGUAUUUGUGAUACUACUCCUGUGAAAAAAGAUGAGUGUAUAUGUUUAGACGUGCCACAGAGGUCAGACAAGAAGGCAGUUUGUACCUGUGCCUGUAAAGAGGAAAAGACGAAAAAGAUGAAAAGAGUUCGUGCUGGUAAAGAGGGUUAUCGAUGGUGUCAUGAAGUUGAUCCACGUCAUAGUUUUUUCAACUAUUCUUACAAUAAACAUGAGGAUAUCGUUAAUGCCCGAGAAUCAGAUGAUGCCAAAGUAAACAUUAUGGGCUUGCACGAGGAACCACCUAAAGAAUGUCCAGUGCAUGGACCGGCGCUACCUAAAUUUGAACCAAAGUUUAGGAAACCAUCUAUUGAUUGUUGCAGUCCUGUUGGAGGUAUGAGCGUAUGUGUCGAAACUCUUGGCGAAGACAAAGACAAAUUUCUUGUACAAGUGGUAUCGUACUCGUCAAAGGAGGGUGCUAAAACUGGCUCCAAACUCGUCAGUAUUUUGGAUUGUAACUUGCACACAAUGGAGGAGAACAGAAUCGAACACAUAACAAAGAGAGAUUUAACCAAAGAGCGACGAAAUUACAUGGCUAUCUGUGAAGGCGGUUACUAUAACAAAGUGACUCGCUUGUGCGGAGACAAACAUGUCGUUCAACGUAUGUAUCAUAAUUUCGAGAAAGCACACAACUUUAUAUUGGAAGGUGCAAAUAUCGUAUUAUUACGGUACAUCGGAAUUCAAAGAUACAAAGGCACUAUCAAGACAGAAACUGUUAUGAUGGAUGGUACUAUAUGUGAAAGUAUCUAUAUAUGCCAAGGUGUUAGCCAGGGUAUUGUGAAUGCGACGCCUCUGUUCGUCACAAAAGUUGAACGGCACAUCAUAGAACCAAACGGAUACAUUCAUCAGACGCUGACCGUAUUGACUCUCAGAGGAUAUGUAGUAAGUCACGAGUGGGCUGAUAAUUGCUACAUUUUGCACGUGAAUCCGCUUCUGCGUAUACUUCCUGAUAGGGAUGAAAUCGAACCUCACGCUCCUUUACGAGAAGGUUGGCGCGAAGAUCUGCAGUUGAUGUCAGACUUCUUGGAUUACAAGACCACCCGUGUAUCUGAAGGAGGUCGAUACGUCACAGAGAGCGGGGCACUCACGGGCACUGUCCGGGACUACCUGCAAGCCAUCCUCCUGCUCCGCCCGCAGGACACGUUACACUUCACCAGGCAUUACUUCGGAGCUGUCCUCUCUGCCCUCGACCUCCCGCACGACGAAUUCUUCGACCCUACUUCGAGGCAUGUCCGAUAUUAUUUCUUUGAAGAAUGAUAUGGAUCUUUUGACGCAAGGAGCAGUAGACAAGUGGAGUAUCAACCGAAGUGUGUGUGUUCGAUUUUUGAACGGGCAAACAAGACCUAACAGGCUUCCGACGACUAAUCUAAAUGUUCUGAUUCCUCGUCGCCGACGCAGGCAUGCACACCGGCGAGUAUUCAAUGACAGAGUUAUUGCUACACGCCACAACACGCACAUGAUCAACUGGGCUAGUUUGAUGCGCCAUUUUAUACUCAUAUGUUUACUGUUCCAUGCUUUGAAACAGCGUUUUAUAUCUUGGAGAAUACUGUUUAGAAUAGUUUUGUUUUACCUAUGUUUAUAGAUCUUUGGUUUUUCACGAACAUUUAAAUUACCUACUUAUAUUUAUAUUACCUUAUAUAUUUUAUUAGUAUAAGAUUCUUAAAUUCCACAACUCAUUGAGAUAAAUAGACCACGUUUAAAUCGGAUUUAUGAUAUGCUGGAUGAGUACAGAUCGGACCAAUAAAGACGGUGCAAAUCUUUUUCCUUUGCCUUUGAAGGAUUGUCUGGCAUUUACAUGACUUUCGUAACCGGGUCAAAGGCACUAUUAUUAAAUCCUAUCGACGGAUCGUUUUACAAGUCUGUGCUCAGUACAAGUAUAAGCAAAUUUGUGGUACCUGCAACAAAAAAAUAUUGAAUAAAUUAAAGGUGUAAAACAUUA
This is a messenger RNA of Trichoplusia ni (cabbage looper), 3162 nucleotides long. RefSeq lists its product as uncharacterized. The record is from RefSeq and is a predicted model, not a curated record. The coding region runs from base 96 to 2480 and encodes 794 amino acids. The transcript is spliced from 7 exons. NCBI's taxonomy places the organism in Eukaryota, Metazoa, Arthropoda, Insecta, Lepidoptera, Noctuidae.